CCCUGCCUUGCAGCUUGCCAGCCAUCAGUGGGCUCCGCUCUUCGCCAGCGUCACUCCUCCAACGAACGCCCAGUCCCCAACAACAGCCCCGUCGUUUGUCAGUACCGCUGCGACUUGUUUAUUCCAACCGAUAUACCGUUUGCGCCCUUGAACCGAGUGGCGCUUAUAACACCAGAACCUCUUAUUAUCUCUUUAUCGGGGAUCGCAUACCAGCAUCAGCAAGUGUUCCAGUCCCACGUUACUCGACUCGACUCGACUCUCGAUCGCCUUCCCCACACCAUUCACGAUUCAGCGAGACACCGGCGCCAUGUCUAAGCAAAAGAAGGUCCUUUUGAAGGUCAUCAUCUUGGGCGACAGCGGUGUCGGCAAGACGAGUCUGAUGAACCAAUAUGUCAACAAGAAGUUCAGCGCCAGCUACAAGGCCACGAUCGGGGCUGAUUUCCUGACUCGCGAGGUCAUGGUGGACGACCGCCGGGUUACGAUGCAGCUCUGGGAUACGGCAGGCCAGGAACGGUUUCAGUCUCUCGGCGUGGCCUUUUACCGAGGAGCUGAUUGCUGCGUCUUGGUGUACGAUGUCAACAACUCCAAGAGCUUCGACGCACUCGACAGCUGGCGGGACGAGUUCCUGAUCCAAGCAUCCCCGCGAGACCCGGAUAACUUCCCGUUCGUGGUGCUUGGAAACAAGAUCGACGUGGAGGAGAGCAAACGAGUGAUCUCGAACAAGAGGGCUAUGACCUUCUGCCAGUCGAAAGGAGGCAUCCCCUACUUUGAGACCAGCGCAAAGGAGGCGAUCAACGUAGAGCAGGCAUUUGAAGUGAUUGCAAGGAACGCGCUGCUUCAAGAAGAGUCGGAGGAGUUCAGCGGGGACUUCCAGGACCCGAUCAACAUCCACAUCGAGAACGACCGAGACGGUUGCGCAUGCUGAGCAGGGAGGAAGCUAAAUUGAUUCGGAUUUCACUUGUUCUACUGGUUAUGUGCUUUGUAUGAUAUCAUGCCUGGUGUGUCUGGCUGCUUUUGCUCCAAACGGGAGAGUUCCGGUUGUCAUUUGUGUCCCAGGGUUAGCGUCUGUGGGAUGCCUCAUAGAGGUGGAUGCCUUGGUGUAAAUUGAAUACUAUACAGUAUAUAGUAUCCGGUCUAUCAGUGCUGUACGAUGGUGGGUUCAUCUGAUGUUGCGACUGUGGCACUGGCCUCAACAUAAAGUACACAGCCCCAACUCUGCUUCUCUUGUGAGUUCAAACAAGGGGCUCC
Molecule: messenger RNA, 1248 nt
Organism: Chaetomium fimeti
Lineage: Eukaryota; Fungi; Ascomycota; Sordariomycetes; Sordariales; Chaetomiaceae
Product: small GTPase superfamily
Exons: 6
Coding region: 308-925 (205 amino acids)
Biological process (GO): regulation of vacuole fusion, non-autophagic
Cellular component (GO): vacuole; late endosome; phagocytic vesicle
Molecular function (GO): GTP binding; GTPase activity
Source: RefSeq, a predicted model, not a curated record